AUGGAUCAUCACGGAACACCUUUACAUUGGGGAUAUACUGGCACUAAUGCCUCACCAGGUUGGGGACCACCGCAACCUCAAAGAGCUGCUAAAAGAGCCUUGUCGGAAAGUGAUGAUUGCGAUGAUGUCUUCUCGGAAGAAUCAUCUAAAGAACACACUUCGCCUGGAGACACUGACAGUUGUCAGAUGCUAAGUCGCAAAAAACGUCGCGGAGUAAUAGAAAAGAAACGAAGAGAUCGCAUAAACACAUCUCUGACAGAACUGAAACGUUUAGUGCCUUCUGCUUAUGAAAAACAAGGAUCUGCCAAAUUAGAGAAAGCCGAAAUUUUGCAACUGACUGUUGACCAUUUGAAAACAUUACAUGCUAAAGGUUUGGAUACAUUGGCCUACGACCACCAACGAUUUGCUAUGGAUUAUCACAACAUUGGCUUUCGUGAAUGCGCUGCUGAAGUAGCUCGUUAUCUAGUCUCAAUAGAAGGAAUGGACAUCCAAGAUCCGCUACGACUUCGAAUCAUGUCGCACUUGCAAUGUUUUGCAGCACAACGCGAGUUAUCCGCCGCCACCAAACCGCCCAGUAAUGUAUCUUGGCCACCAUUAGUACCACCACCACCGCCACCCAGUCAGCAUUACGAAACGCACGCUCCUCAGCACCAUCAUUACGAUCCGUCAUGCACGCAACAACAUCCUUCCCAACAACCUCCACAGCCGCACCAAGCCCAGCAACCACAUCAACCUCAGCAAACCUCAGGACAACAAUUACAACAACAAGCUGCGACAAGCGUCGCGUCCAGCAUUAGGCUACAACCUCAACCUGUGUCCGCGCCUUUGACGGCGCUCUCCGCCGUGGGACACCAUCAGUACCAUCCUGGACAAUACCAUCACCUGAAUGCGUCCUCAUUCGCUCCACCUGCAUCUGUGCCCACAUCGGCGCAACAUUUGCACCCACAUCAACACUCUGCCUAUGCGCAGAAUCCAUCGAAACCGUAUAGGCCUUGGGGUGCAGAAGUCGCUUAUUAA
Molecule: messenger RNA, 1017 nt
Organism: Ctenocephalides felis (cat flea)
Lineage: Eukaryota; Metazoa; Arthropoda; Insecta; Siphonaptera; Pulicidae
Gene: Hey
Product: hairy/enhancer-of-split related with YRPW motif protein
Exons: 3
Coding region: 1-1017 (338 amino acids)
Biological process (GO): regulation of transcription by RNA polymerase II; anterior/posterior pattern specification; regulation of neurogenesis
Cellular component (GO): nucleus
Molecular function (GO): RNA polymerase II cis-regulatory region sequence-specific DNA binding; protein dimerization activity; DNA-binding transcription factor activity, RNA polymerase II-specific
Source: RefSeq, a predicted model, not a curated record